ACAUUGUACACAUAUAUACAGUCAUAAACGUAACACUUCAUCCGAUUAACGUGUUGAUUAUACGUUUGACUACCUGUCCGUUUAAAUAUUCAUCUCCAAGUAUUUUGUAUUAUGAUAAAUACUUUAAGUCUUACUCCCACAAACUCACCACUGCCUACAUAACUUACAAUAUGACAAUUCUGUAUUAGCAUUUUCUCGACAGUUGGUGACAGUUAAUGCUAGCUAAUAAUGGAGUCCGGCGCGUUCGCUACACAAUACACCGCCGGUAUAAGAAAGUGUUUAGUUUUCCUUACGAAUUAAGGUAUGUGAAAUAAUUACAGGAUUAAGGGGAUCAUAUUUGCUAUUCCGUGGAGGUUGUUUGUGAAAAUGGACUAAAGUUUUAAUAGUAAUGCUAUUGUUUAAUUUGACCGCCCCAAAUAUACCUAAGCAUGCACUGCGCUGACAAACCAUACCGAUAUGGAUAUUUAAAUUUACCUGCCACAGAGAUUAGCUAAAGUGCUCCUUCGAUAAUGCCCAUAAUGAACAUAUUUGUGACCGUAUUCGACCGUUCAUACAUGAUGUACAUUGUAAAUUAAUUCGGACACCCGAUGGACGUUAAUGCUGGCUUUACUUGACCAAAUUCCCUGGAAUUCUUUGUGAUAUUACUGUAUUUUGUGUGCCUAUUGUAAAAAACAACCCGGACAGGACGUCAUAUUCUAACUCUCGACACUAAACUUUUCAAAUAAGGAUACGACUGCGGUAGGCCUGGAAGUGUAGCAGCAUACUAUUAUUCGGUUCAAAUGGAGAAGAAGGAAAUUUAAUUCCGGAAAAUCCGAUGGUGAUAUUAACAGGUUGCAAUGUUUGGACUACGGGUUCCGAUAUCAAAGACAUCUGUCGGGAAUGAAUUCGACAGCGUGCAGGCGAUUCUUUCAAAUAGUGUUUACAAAGAUGUAUCUUCAUUUUGGACAUCUCGGGCUGACAACAAAGGUCAUGUUGUAUACCUAGAGGUCAGUCCAGAAGCUGGACAACAGAAGAAAUCCUCUACUGGACAUGUUUGUAUGUGUGGAGCUGCUCACAAUGGAUUUUCCACAGAUGACACAGGCUACGGAACAGACAAUGAAGUGGACACCUUGACUCGACCAUCUAAGAAACAGAUGACUCUUCAUUUUCUACCUCAAAUUUAUUUUCAGAAAGUGUUCAUUAUAGAAACAGUGGCAGGAAAGUCAAUCAAACACAAAGAUAAUUCGAAAGUAAACAACUUGACGUUUAGAAAUGGCCAGACGUUUGAGCCAGAUCCAGUGUGUACAUGUGCAAUAGAAGAUAAUAGUGACCUCAUUGACUUCUUCAAUAUGGAAAAUAUACGAGAGAUUAAUUUGAAAGUAAAUCUGCAGAAUUCCAAAGUGACGUCUGUAGAUAAGUCCAGGAAGAUUGGCCAUGUUGGUAGAGCUUUGUGUAAAAGUUUGCUUGGAAUAGUUCCAGGAUAUUUUCAAUCUGGUGUUAAGAAAACAAAAGAAAAUGGUAUGCGGAUUUGUGUUCGAGGAUUUGUCGGAGAUGGACCAGCAUCGAAACAAUCUAAUAUUCAUAUAGGUGAUUGUCUGCGUUUAGUGAACGGACGAGAGGUUACCUGGGACAAUAUUGAUGAUGUGUUCACCAGCAUUAUAGACAGCAAACAGGUACGGAUUGUUCUACAAGAUGUGUCCCGGGCUGCCACUGUUCCAGUCCUGGUUAAGGAGAAGGUGUCCACAGACGAGGAAUCUCUAGUCAGACUUGUUACAGGGCUCUGCUUUGAUGACGCAGAGCAGUCUGAACAAGGGGAGAUAACCCAAUUCUCUAUUGUCUACCUCGACACAGAGAAACUGAAAUCUGAAGAAAAUGUCCGUGAUGAAGAUAUUGUCUACAGAUUCCCAGCAGAUAGCAAUCACGAUCUGCUCCCAAAUCUACGAGGAUGUUUUGUCACCAUUCAUCAACUUUUAAUGGAUAUUUCGGAAUCAACUGUCAAAAGAACAACAUUUCAACAUGAAAGGGAGACAAUCCAUGUCAGUUACCACAAAGAAGAAACUGGGUUGUUGCUUGUUAUGUAUCCAGCCAAAAAAAUUAUUCCAGCAUUACUGCCAUCAUUGGUAGAGGACAUAGUACGGGUACUGCGUGUCCAGUAUGGGUCAGUUGCUGAGGCCUUUUCCUCCAAUGACCACAUCCAGGAACUGGACAGUUUCUUUUCCCUCUUCCACCACUGUCUGGGAGUGUGUACGCUGAAGUCUCCAUCAAACCUCACUGCGGGAUAUGGUGCUACAAAAUGUCUCAGCUGUUUCAACAAUGUGCAAUAUCUACCCCUCUACACUACCUUUAAGGACAAAAUAGAAAAAAUAGUCAAUAGUUUUGAAGCUGCAGACUUUUUCGAUAUGUCGGACAGUUUCUAUGGAUGUAGAAGAUCCUAUACUAUCCUAGGAUCCUGUUUGUUUUACAAGGCCCAGUUGUUGUGCAAUCACUUACCAAAGAAUGACCUCUGUGACCUUCACCUCUACCUACGCUACCAUAACUUAUUGACAUUGAGUGGCCGUGGCGGAAUGGAUCAACUCGUUGUCUGGCGGGAAGUUCACCCGACACGUCAGUGGUACGACCUUGGCGAAGAGCAGAUGUUCGGUUACUCGGAACCAGUCACGGCUCGCUGGUUUUGGCUCAUCGUUGGUUACAAACAUAGCCUGCUGUGUGUGUUGUUGGAGGCAGGAGGAUGUACAACAAAAUUACCCGCCCUUUGUAUGCCUGAUCCGUUUUACAUUGACCAGUGUCGGGCCACACUGAUGCAGAUUGUUGCUCUCGGUUUACCUGCCCACUGUGAUACGAGUUACAGCAGUCCAGUUCAGACGCUGAUGUGUCCAAGGGGGAAUAAAUCUCUGUCACCUUCCUCUCCCUCCAAGAACACCACAGCUGACUUUUCCAGCUCCCUUAGGAGACAGACACACACCCUCACGAGGAAAGAUUCCUUCCACUCCGAUGGCUCAUCAGCCAGUAACUCCAGUGGCGGAAGCAUUGUCAAGAAAGGAACACCAACCAAGAUGCGCCUUUUCCAUGUCGACUACAGUCAUAGCAACGAAUUGGCACAGGAUGAUUUAAAGAACAAGAAAAUAAAAUUGACUGUUGGCGCCGAGAACUGCCUCCUCCACUUUCUACACAUCGACAAGAUUGAUGGGGUUUUUGUUAACCCCACAUUAGGGACACACGAGCUUGAGAAGGACAUCACACACAAUUUUCACCUCUGCUGUACCCAGAUCAAACACAUGUUUGAUAGGUACAGAUAUCGAAAGGUAAACAUCUGCAUGAGCCACAAUAGUUCAAAAAACACGAAGACAGAUGAGUGUGAGAAUGACUAUCGUAUGCCGUCCCAUCCCGAUCCUAGCUUCUAUCACCUCCGUGAGGAAGGGGUCUUGUUUCAUGUGCCUCAGUCUGAUGCAGAUCAAAAAGUCCAAGAAUCAUACUGGGUGGUUGGUCGUCAAAGAUCCAAGACAGAGCUUUAUGUGUGCUUCAAGGAUGGCACCCCUCAAAACUUGGUGGAGUUGGCCUUCCGAAUGGGAUUCGGCCUCAAAGUCUAAAACAGAUGAUGAAGAUGACGAUAUACCAGCAGCAGUAUAAACUAGUCAAACUUUUCUGUUAUCCUAGACAGAGAUAUACAUGUACCAUGUCAGCGAAAAAUAUUGCACUGAAGUUUUUGUAUCCCUCAAUCACAGGCAUUGGUAGCAAAUUACGGACCUUAAUCAACAUAAUAAGAAAACAUUGACGUCUAUUAUGUGCAGGUUGGUAAUUUGCUAUCGUUCCCUGUGCUCUCAACUAUUAAUAUGUGGAAAUCUUAUAGUUACAUAGAGAAUAUCACAUUUAGGUUUAUAAUGUAAUAUGAGAUUUAUGCAACAAGUACAUUGAUUUAAUAUAGGCCGAGCCUCUAGCUUAGUGGUUAAAGUUGGUUGUUCAAUAUUAGAUUAUCUGUUGACUUUAAUGAAUUCCAUAUUAGAGUGACAUGAGUUUAAGAUUCUGUUCAUUGCAUUGCUCAAUAUAUAUAUAAUGUCAAAGCAUGUGAAACUUAUCAAAUCAGUUUCCCUAUAGGACAGAUAAGUUUUGAGAAAGCCGAUAUUUUUUUUGACUGUAUAUAGACAAUCAUGUGAAGGCAUGUACAUGCACACAUUAAUGAUUUGACAAUCAUGUAACUAUACGUGUGUUUUAAGAUAAUUAUGACAUGGUUAUGUAUUCAAAACAGACCAGUGAUGUAUGUAAUUUCUUGGGAACAAGUACAGGUCUUUAAUUAUAUAAAUUAAACUCGUUAUUACAAUCUCUCUGAUGUUCCCUUCUACAAUGAUACCACAGGCCUCGUUAAUUUUGACUGCAAUCUAUCCCAUGCACCUGAGGGGAUGCAGCUAGGUAUAAAUUGGUCACAUCGUCUGACAUUUCAAAAAUCUGUGUCGGCCUUUCAGAUACUCGCCAUCAAUGGAAUAGCUACCUGAGUAUACUUUGUGGUGUUUUAAUUGUCAAGUUGGCAAAUUUAUUUUACACUCAUGUUACCCUUAGGAAGUGCAGUACAGAAAAAUGAUAGUUCAAAUUUUGUGCAAUUAAAUUGUUGGCACUUGACUUCAUCGAUUAAUUGUACCUAGGAACUCAUCGAAUUUAGAAAAGAGAUGUCAAAUUAAACAGUUUAGAAAUUCAUAGACAUACAAGUUUGUUAAAUAAGAGUACCAAUAAAAUCAAGGAAAAUGAACUCCCCACUAAAAAUUAUUAUUUUACAGUAUAUUGUUAUAGAUAAUGCCUUUUGUUGUACAGUGUUUACUCAGAAUCAAUAUUUUAUUAUCAGGUUACGUGAUAUUAUUCUAGUCAAAUAUAUAUAAAGUGUAUCUAUGUAUAAGUAAUACUUUGUUCAAAUCAAAUUAUUGAUAAUUUUGUUAUAUACAUAUAUGUUUUGAAUAAACCGAUCAAGUUGAAUGUUAAAAAUCAAA
This is a messenger RNA of Pecten maximus, 4952 nucleotides long. RefSeq names its product protein inturned-like. Gene Ontology annotation, cellular component: cilium; cytoplasm. NCBI's taxonomy places the organism in Eukaryota, Metazoa, Mollusca, Bivalvia, Pectinida, Pectinidae. The record is from RefSeq and is a predicted model, not a curated record. Gene Ontology annotation, biological process: nervous system development; establishment of planar polarity; cilium assembly. Gene Ontology annotation, molecular function: protein binding.